This is a messenger RNA of Drosophila subpulchrella, 1068 nucleotides long. RefSeq lists its product as uncharacterized. The record is from RefSeq and is a predicted model, not a curated record. NCBI's taxonomy places the organism in Eukaryota, Metazoa, Arthropoda, Insecta, Diptera, Drosophilidae. Bases 217 to 714 code for a protein of 165 amino acids. The transcript has 4 exons.
UUUCAGUCGCUUCGUGAAACCCGCCGCAGUCACAUCGAAAUCGCGCGCAAGUCGUACCCGAAUCGCCUUUGAAACGCACGCACUUGCAAAUAUCACAUACUAAUUAAUUGCGUGUGCGAAUCAAAUUGAUUUCGCCCGACUGCCCAUUGCAGUUCGACAGCAAAUCAAAAAGUAGAAAAGUAGAAAGUUUGGUGACCUCAAUAUAUCCCUGCCAAAAUGCCGAAACCCCUAUUAAACUCCUGCUGCCUGUGUCAAUCGACCCGGAAUGGCUCUGUAAUAUCGGGUAUCCUGGCCAUUAUCCUGUCGAUCAUUACCAUCGUGGUGAUCUUUACGACACGAGUCCACUUUAAAACGAUAAUCUUUGAUUUUAUCCCCAAUGAUAUCGUUAAGAUAAUCCUCGUUAUUAAUUUGUGUAUGACGAUUUUAAUAUCACUACUUAUGAUUGCGGGUGCUCUAAAGCGGAACCACUACCUAAUGGUUCCCUGGGUGGUCCUCGGCAUUAUGAUUGCCAUCGGUCUGCUGAUCUCCGUCAUCUACACGGGCGUCGUUUUCUUCAUCGAUGGCUAUGUGCUGACGGGAGUCCUCUGGCUGAUCUUCGGCCUAAUUUUCUCCGCAAUUAUGAUCUACUGCUGGUGCGUGGUUUAUAGUGAAUACGCCAACUUAUCAGAGGAGAGCGAGCGCGGCCGCUACAACAAACAGCCGUACCGCCGUUAAGGAUGUCCAGGAUCACUAUGAAACUUCAUCAGAAUUUGCAUUCUAGAAGCAGACUCUCACACCCACACAUCUUCAUCCUAGCUUCUUAUGUUCGUUUUUAGUAAUUAUGUCUAACUAAUAAUUGUAAUUUAGUCGAGGCGAGCCAGCCCUUCGCUCACAUCGAAUUUACGCGGCCCGCGGCAGUAAGUGCAAUGGAAUUAUGUAUUUAACAUUUAAAUAAAACUUUAAUCCAGAUAUUUUGUGAAUUUCUGUUGUAAUUUGUACGUAAUACUUGUAAUUGUGAAUGAGGAGAUCAAGAACCGAAAAAGAUUAACACGUGGAAAAUAAAAACAAACUGUUUAUUUAUCAACCGUU